AUGGAUGGAAAUGGGACUCCUCCGGCGACUCCGCCGUCGCCUACGAGCCCUCCGCGGCCUGCGCCUCGGUAUCUAACACGUGAUACCUCUGCCUCUUUGUCUUCGGAUCCUCCUCUUGUAAUUUCAGCGCCUAUCGAUCAGCCUCCGACUCAUGAACAACCUUUGUCGCCCAUGUCGGCAUCUGUCUCGGCCUCCGCCGUCUCUGCGUCCGCCGUGUCGGCAACAGAAAUGUCAGGCCGCUUUCAUUUCGCUGAGAUGAGCUCGUCAGUCGACGCUACACCGGCGCCGCGGUAUCUUGGACGCUAUGGGUCCGUGACAGAUGAUGCAGUGGGCGUAGAGGACGGCGACGACGUAGAAGCAGAACUGCGGCGCAUGGCCCAGCGCCAACUGCCCCGAGGAGACUUGGGUCGACGAGAAUGGAGACUUGACAGUUUCAAUCCAAUGGAGCAAGGGUCGCAUGCCGUGAAGCCGGACGGACCGCCGUCGUCUCCCAACAGCAGCAGUAGAGGCUCCGAGAUCAGCAUUCGUAGCAGACGGUCUGGCAUACAAGUGCCCACUCAAGCGGUACUGCCACAGCCGCCGGCAUCUCCGCCCAGCUCAACGCGCUCUGUUGCUUCAGCUUCUGCGUCUGGGUCUGCGUCGGCGUAUUCGCAGUUCCAGAGACAGCAACACGAGGAGCAGCAGGCCUUUUCCGGCGCAGUGGUGUGGGGUACCAACAUCAGUGUGUCGGAAAGUAUGGAGUUGUUUCGAGCCUUUUUGCACCAGUUCCAACCGGAAAACUAUGGUGCUCAGGAGGAGCCGUACUAUGUCAAGGCACUAAGAAGAUUGGCGCUGACGCAGUCACUGGUGCUAGAUCUCGAUACGCAGCACCUGCGUCAAUUUCGUGGUGCAAGAAAGCUGUAUAACCAGUUAAUUUUGUUCCCGCAGGUGCUGAUUCGCAUCCUCGAUAUGGUUGUGACGGAAGAGUAUCAGGCGUUGUUAGCCGGCCCUGGAUCUGGAGCGGGCGCUAUCGACAAUCUGGCUAAUGUGGCUUUGCAAGUACGACCGUCUAACCUGCGCGAACUAUCGUCAAUGCGUCACCUGAAUCCGUCCGAUAUUGACCAGUUGGUGUGUAUAAAAGGAAUGGUCACUCGUUGUAGUGGGGUGUUGCCAGAUCUGAAGGAGGCAUUCUUUCGCUGCGCAAUGUGCCAUGCUACGACACAGGUAGCUCUGGAUCGUGGACGGAUCGAAGAACCUACCAGUUGCGCACACUGUUCCUCUCGGAUGAGCAUGGAGAUGAUCCAUAACCGGUGUGCUUUCACGGACAAACAGAUGAUCAAAAUGCAGGAGACGCCCGAUGCUAUUCCUGAGGGCGAAACACCCUACACAGUCCUCCUGUUUGCGUUUGAUGACCUCGUGGAUGGUGUACGUCCUGGUGACAAGGUGGAGGUAACGGGCAUUUACCGUGCAGUACCGAUGCGUUCAAACUCGCGCCAGCGUGUGGUCAAAUCUGUAUUCAAGACGUACGUGGACGUUGUGCACUUUCGUCGCGUGGACGAACUUACCCGGCGAGAAGAGGGUGAAAAUGGCGAAAAUCUCAACUCCGUUGCCGUUGAGGUAGAGGAGGUUGAGACCAGCGCGAUAGGACCGGCAGAUUUUGACGUUGAAAUGCCAGAUGCCUCCGAAGAACAUGAAGAUGCCGCUACUGCAGCUGAUGCCCAACAGACACGCAAGCUGGCAGCUUUUCGCCGUAUCGCAGCACACCCUCGAGUGUAUGAGAAUCUGGCUCACUCGUUGGCACCGUCUAUAUGGGAGCUGGAUGAUGUGAAGAAAGGUAUCUUGUGCAUGCUUUUCGGUGGCACUCGCAAGGAUGGAAGUAGCGGCAGCGUGAACGAAGACGAAAGGGAACAUGAGCAUGGCGGUGUGGCACCCAAGCGCAAGAGUAUGCGCUCUGACAUGAACGUGUUAUUGUGCGGAGACCCUGGUACAGCCAAGUCACAGUUGUUGUCGUACGUGCACAAGCUGUCGCCACGGAGUAUAUACACGUCCGGCAAGGGUAGUUCGGCCGUCGGUCUAACGGCUUCGCUUAUCCGUGAUAUGGAGACAAAUGACCUCGUGCUUGAGUCAGGCGCUCUGGUUCUAUCUGACGGAGGCAUCUGCUGCAUCGAUGAGUUUGACAAGAUGAGUGAUUCUGCUCGCUCUGUGCUGCAUGAAGUCAUGGAGCAGCAGACCGUAAGUAUUGCCAAGGCUGGCAUCAUUUGUUCCCUCAACGCACGGGCAUCCAUUCUAGCGUCCGCCAACCCCAUCGAGUCUCGCUAUAAUCCGAACAAGUCAGUGGUGGAAAACGUCAACAUCCUUCCUACACUGUUGUCACGGUUUGACCUCAUCUACCUCAUUUUGGAUAAGCCACAACCGGAAUCAGACCGUAAAUUAGCGAAACACAUCGUCGCACUGUACUACGACGAGGAAACACGUGUGCGUGCGCAAAACCGAGGUGGAGAGGCUGCACCUCAGCUUAUUAGCAUGAAGCUGCUGACUGAAUACAUUUCAUAUGCCAAACGGAACUGCUAUCCACGGCUUUCAGCCGAGGCUCGAGACGCCCUCAUCCGGGCAUACUUGGACCUUCGAAGAAUGGGUGGUGUCAGCGCUGCAUCGGCCAAAAAAAAUAUCACGGCAACGCCUCGACAGCUUGAAUCGCUCAUCCGAAUCUCCGAAGCGCUGGCAAGGUUAAAGCUGUGCGAGACCGUGACGCGAAGUGAUGUCGAUGAGGCACUGCGCCUUAUGAAUGUGGCAACGCAGCGUGCAGCAAUGGACCCGCGGACGGGCACGAUUGAUAUGGAUAUGAUCAACACUGGUCACAGUGUGCUAGAGCGUGAAUUGUUAGCGGAUCUAGUUACUGGACUGAAGGAGAUUUUGGGCGAGGCUCCGAACCAGUCGAUGACUGUUGGCGAAACCCGUCGACAUCUUGAAGAAAAACGCAAGAGCGAAGUCAAAGGUAGCGAAUUUCAAAUGGCGCUGCGUUCGCUCGAGGAUGAUAGCCUUAUUCAAGUCUCUCAUGGCAUGAUCCGCUACUUUGGUGAUCCGGCAGAUUAA
Molecule: messenger RNA, 3072 nt
Organism: Peronospora farinosa
Lineage: Eukaryota; Oomycota; Peronosporomycetes; Peronosporales; Peronosporaceae
Source: the annotation of a GenBank genome assembly